Carica papaya (papaya) is the source of this 1850-nucleotide messenger RNA. It is a transcript of the gene CSLA02, whose product is annotated as cellulose synthase-like A02. Gene Ontology annotation, molecular function: mannan synthase activity. The record is from RefSeq and is a predicted model, not a curated record. NCBI's taxonomy places the organism in Eukaryota, Viridiplantae, Streptophyta, Magnoliopsida, Brassicales, Caricaceae. Gene Ontology annotation, cellular component: Golgi apparatus.
AUGGAUCAAAUUUCGCCUAAGAUUUUGAUACCGGAAUCAUUUCAAGGAAACGGCUAUGACAUUACAGGGCAAAUUGGGCUAAUAUGGGAGCUAAUCAAAGCGCCAUUGAUAGUUCCUCUGCUGAGACUCGGUGUGUAUAUCUGCUUGGCUAUGUCGUUGAUGUUGUUCAUGGAGCGAUUAUACAUGGGAAUUGUCAUUAUUUUGGUGAAAAUGUUCUGGAAGAAACCCGAAAAGCGUUACAAAUUCGAGCUUAUACAAGAUGAUGUUGAAGCAGGAAGCUCGAAUUUCCCUGUGGUUCUUAUUCAAAUCCCAAUGUACAACGAGAGAGAGGUCUAUAAAUUAUCGAUUGGAGCAGCUUGUGGACUUUCAUGGCCGGCAGAUCGCCUCGUGAUCCAAGUCCUCGACGACUCAACUGAUCCGACCGUCAAGCAAAUGGUGGAGCAAGAGUGUCAGAGGUGGGCGAGUAAGGGUAUUAAUAUAGUGUAUCAAAUCAGAGAAACCAGAGGAGGAUACAAAGCAGGAGCUCUAAAAGAAGGAUUGAAGAGAAGCUAUGUGAAGCAUUGUGAAUACGUCGCCAUUCUCGAUGCUGAUUUCCAACCAGAGCCUGAUUUCUUAAGAAGAAGCAUCCCCUUCUUGGUCCACAAUCCUGACAUCGCUCUCGUUCAAGCUCGAUGGAGAUUUGUGAAUGCGGACGAGUGCCUGUUGACCAGAAUGCAAGAGAUGUCGUUGGAUUAUCAUUUCACUGUGGAGCAAGAAGUUGGGUCAGCCACUCAUGCCUUCUUUGGUUUCAAUGGGACUGCUGGUAUCUGGAGAAUUGCUUCCAUCAAUGAAGCAGGAGGGUGGAAGGACAGAACCACAGUGGAGGAUAUGGAUCUUGCAGUUCGGGCUAGUCUUAGAGGCUGGAAGUUUGUGUACCUGGGUGAUCUUCAGGUGAAAAGUGAACUUCCUAGUACCUUCAGAGCCUUCCGAUUCCAGCAGCACCGAUGGUCUUGUGGCCCUGCAAAUCUCUUCAGGAAAAUGGUGAUGGAGAUUGUUAAAAACAAGAAAGUCAAAUUCUGGAAGAAAGUGUAUGUGAUCUACAGCUUCUUCUUUGUCAGAAAGAUCAUAGCCCACAUGGUCACCUUCUUCUUCUACUGUGUUGUGCUUCCCCUCACCAUUUUGGUUCCUGAAGUUCAUGUUCCUAUCUGGGGAGCUGUUUAUAUUCCUUCCAUCAUCACUAUUCUCAACUCUGUGGGAACCCCAAGGUCAAUUCACCUCUUAUUCUACUGGAUCCUUUUCGAGAACGUGAUGUCAUUGCACCGGACGAAAGCAACCUUGAUUGGUCUUCUUGAAGCAGGGAGAGCCAAUGAAUGGGUUGUCACUGAAAAACUAGGGGAUGCACUCAAGAAAGCUGAGGCAGCCAAGAAGGCAAAUACCAAAUCACCCAAACGCAUUACCAGACUCUUCAAAUUGCCUGACAGACUCAACACAUUGGAGUUGGGAUUUGGAGCGUUCCUCUUCUGCUGUGGAUGCUAUGAUUUCGUUCAUGGAAAGAACAACUACUUCGUAUACCUGUUCCUGCAAACCGUGACCUUCCUCAUCACAGGAUUUGGAUAUGUUGGUACAAUCAUCCCCAGCUAUUAAAAUUUACCAGUCCAUACACCCAAAAAAUGUAUGUAUAAGCGGGCUCUGUCACCCAACAUUAUUUGAUUGCGCCUAUUACUAUUUUCAACUCAUUUAAAACAACAAAAAUAGCUCAAUAUUCAACAUGUUCAUCACAAAGUUUUUGAUGUCCCUUCUUCACCCUUCAACAAAAAGGGAAAAAAAGAAAAGAACAGAGUCGGAUGAAAUUAGCCAAGAGAACCAAGAAA